AUGGCCGCCGUUUCCACGGCAACCGCCAGUCCCAAAAGGCCGCGACCCGGAAGAAACCGUACCUUACAGGGACGGACCGCCGAGUCGAGAUUGACUUCCGGGUCACGGCGGCGCAGGCUCUCACGUGGAGGCAGGGAACAUUGGCCUUUGGGAAUGAUCACUAAGGCUCACAAAGGAGAGGUGGACCUUGGGCUCCCAGAAAAAAAGAAGAAGAAGAAAAAGAAAGUGGUUAAAGAACCAGAGACCCAAUACUCGGUUUUAAACAGUGACAAUUAUUUUGCAGAGGUUUGUCCAAGAGUCACACCACCCUUGAAGGAUGUGAUCCAAGAGCAGGCACCCAAAAUGCCUCUUGUGAAGAAAAAGAAGAAAAAGAAGGGUCACAGCACCGUCUGUGAGGAGCACCUUGAACCUGAGAUCACAUUAUGUGUUGGACGGACUGAGCGGUCACACAGCCCCAGGACGCAGGCACCUGGUCUGUCUGAGUCCCUCAGUGCGGAGAGGAAGAAGAGGAAGUCCAUGUCCCCCGGCUCAAGGGUGAAGACCUCUCCAGACCCCAGACAGGACGAGGAAGUGACCAGAGCUGGCAAGAAGCUCAAAAAACACAAGAAGGAGAAAAAGGCCAAGGAAGCUACAGCCUUCUCAGGCGGGGAUCCUUGGUUCUGCGAGGCCGGGAAUGCAUUGUAUACUCACUCAGUUGGGAAGGAUGGCGUCUGGGAGCAGGCCAUCUCGGGACAGAAGCGGAAGCAAGGGAGUCCCAGGGAACACAGCGUGAAGAAGAAGAAGAAGAAGAAAAUCCACAGGGAGGGAGAUCCCCCGCUGGGGCACCCUGACUGCUCCUGGUCCCUGGAGAGCAGCCCUACGAAAGGAAGUAAAAAGAAGCCAGUCAGAGUUGAAGCUCCAGAAUACAUCCCCAUAGGAGAUGGCCCCAGGGCCUCUGUGAAGAAGAAAGUGAAGUCCAAGAAAAGGGUGGAGCAGGCGGACACCGAGGAGUCAGCUCUGAAGAGGAAGAAGAAGAAGAGGCAGGAGAGCAAAGCAGCAGAGCCGCCUUGGGAAGAGGAGCCCGACACGGACUUGGAGGUGGUGUUAGAGAAGAAGGGCAACAUGGACGAGGCGCACAUAGACCAGGUGAGGCGGAAAGCCUUGCAAGAAGAGAUUGAUCGUGAGUCGGGUAAGACGGAAGCUUCUGACACCAAGACCUGGACAGGAACCCAGUUUGGCCAAUGGGAUACUGCUGGUUUUGAAAACGAGGAACAGAAACUGAAAUUUCUCAAACUCAUGGGUGGCUUUAAAAAUCUGCCCCCUUCCUUCAGUCGCCCCUCCACCACGGAGGCCAGGCCCAACAUGGCUCUCAGCAAGAAGGCGGCCGACACCCUGCAGCGGAACCUGCAGCAGGACUACGACCGGGCCCUGAGCUGGAAGUACAGCCGGGGGGCCGGGCUCGGCUUCGCCGCCGCCCCGGCCAAAGUCUUUUAUAUUGACAGGAACGCAUCCAAGUCAAUCAAGUUUGAAGAUUAA
Messenger RNA from Rangifer tarandus platyrhynchus (Svalbard reindeer), 1515 nucleotides. The record is from the annotation of a GenBank genome assembly. Lineage: Eukaryota; Metazoa; Chordata; Mammalia; Artiodactyla; Cervidae.